AUGGCCUCUGGAAGAAGAAACGACAGUUAUUCAAUAUCACCAGAUAUAAACCAUUCUGAUCAUAUCAAUCAUACUAUAUUCAAUAACAACAACAGCAACAACAACAAUAACAACAAUAAUACUAAUACUAAUAAUAAUGCAUAUGGUAUCAAUAACUUUGCCCCUCCAACUACAUUUGAUCGCUCUAAUGAUCCAUAUACUGGCCUUGGAAUUCCUCAUAAUGAAAUCAUCGAUCAAUCAUCUCUCCCUGAUAGUGAGAAAGUCAUUGAAGUCUCUCCCAAUGAAAGGUAUAUUCGUCUUAAUACUUUACUUGGAAAAGGUGCUUAUAAGGUGGUCUAUAAAGCUAUUGAUCGAGAAGAAGGUUAUGAAGUAGCAUGGAACUCUAUUCAGGCAAUGCGAACACCCAGCAACAAAGAACUUGAUCAUGAAAUACAAAUUUUGAAAUCAGUUAGGCAUCCCAAUAUCAUUGCUCUUCAUGAUGCUUGGCACACAGAUAAUGAAUUUGUGUUUGUGACAGAAUUGAUGACUUCAGGUACUUUACGUGAAUAUAUUCGCAAACUAUCACCUUUACCCAACCUCAAGAUUGUAAAGCGAUGGUCAAGACAAAUUCUCAAGGGUUUGGUUUAUCUCCAUGAUCAUCAUCCACCUAUCAUCCACAGAGAUAUCAAAUGCGAUAAUAUUUUCAUCAAUGGUGCACAUGGUGAAGUCAAGAUUGGUGAUAUGGGUACAGCUGAAAUGAAAAUGGGCAAAAAGUAUACUGUGAUUGGCACUCCCGAAUUUAUGGCUCCUGAAAUGUAUGAAGAACAAGGCUAUAGUGAAAAGGUGGAUAUCUAUGCAUUUGGAAUGUGUCUAUUGGAAAUGGCGACAGGUGAAUAUCCUUAUGGUGAAUGUACAAAUGCGGCUCAAAUCUAUAAAAAGGUGUCAGCUGGUAUCAAGCCUGCGUGUUUGGCUAAAGUGACCAAUCCUGAAGUCCUUAGUGUAAUUGAAAAUUGUUUGGGACCCGAAGAUGAACGUAUGUCAGCUCAAGAUAUUUUGGAACAUUCCUUAUUGGCAGUGGAACCCGACGUUGUAUUAUUAGCUACCGAUUUGAAUCACAUCCAUCUUACACUUCAAGUAGUAUUCAAAGGUAUGGAUAAACUUUCAGUGAAAUUUGAUUUCAAUGUGGAAACAGAUACAGCAGAACAAGUCGUGCGUGAAAUGAUUGAAGAACAAGUCCUACCAGAAAGAUACCAACAACAUAUCACCAAGGAAAUUAACCGUAUACUUAGGGAUAUGGACAAAACUGACGAAUCUCAGCAAUCUAACAAACGAAACGAUGGUGACGAUGAUGACCCGACUCAACCCUCUAUUUGGCGACGUGAAAAGGAUAUCCGCUCGGAACUUGAAAAGACACGUUUGGAAUUACAACAAGUAACGGAACAUGUGAUUGAAAUGGAAGCCAAAUGUGAGGAUUUCGAGGCAAGAGCAAGAUCGGCUGAAUCAAAAUGUCGUGAUGCUAUGAGGAACCUACGUGAUCUUCAACAACAAGAUGAUACUUCUUUACAACAACAACAAUCUACUACUACUACUACUUUGUUACAUCCGAUUCCCAUCGUGGCUGUACCUCCUUCAUCAUCAUCUUCUCUUAUGGAAUCAUCUUUAUCUCAAGAAGGAUCAAGACUUACUCCUGAACCCAACGUAUAUAUGACAUUAUCUGAUGAUGACAAAACAAAAGAUCAUCAUCAUCCACAACAACAACAACAUACCGAUAAUGGUGUACCAUCAAAUGCUCUAGUAUCUCAUAUUGUGGAUGAAUAUGGUGAUGAUACAAAUAUUGAAGUGUUUGUACAAGAUUGUGCCAUGGCCGUACAUCGAAGUUUGGAAAAAGCACAUGAAUGGAUCAAGAAACUUCAAAAUCAAGAUAUCAUGACUGUGGGUGAUUUACGAGAUUUACAUGAUGAAGAUUGGGCUGGUAUUGGUUUGACGGUAUUUGCUCUACGUGCCUUAAAAAACAUGUUGAAAGGGAAACGUUUACAAGCCAUUCAACCCAACAACAAUUAUACCUCUCCUGCUACUUCUGCUUAUUUGUCUCCUUCCCCUCCUCCUCAAUGA
Halteromyces radiatus is the source of this 2091-nucleotide messenger RNA. Its product is annotated as kinase-like domain-containing protein. The transcript is spliced from 3 exons. Gene Ontology annotation, molecular function: protein serine/threonine kinase activity; ATP binding. The record is from RefSeq and is a predicted model, not a curated record. NCBI's taxonomy places the organism in Eukaryota, Fungi, Mucoromycota, Mucoromycetes, Mucorales, Cunninghamellaceae. Gene Ontology annotation, biological process: protein phosphorylation; intracellular signal transduction. The coding region runs from base 1 to 2091 and encodes 696 amino acids. Gene Ontology annotation, cellular component: cytoplasm.